Molecule: messenger RNA, 911 nt
Organism: Lingula anatina
Lineage: Eukaryota; Metazoa; Brachiopoda; Lingulata; Lingulida; Lingulidae
Biological process (GO): regulation of mitotic cell cycle spindle assembly checkpoint
Cellular component (GO): anaphase-promoting complex
Source: RefSeq, a predicted model, not a curated record
GACUACAAUUAGUGUAUUUGACAGAAGAAAACAUUCUGAUAUAGCAGAAAAUAUUGCCCCUGUCACUGUGCUGGACAGAGCCAAAGCAGUCUUUAGUUAGCACAAACAUUUCUGUAAGCCAUUGUAUUAAACAUUUGAAUAUAUAGCAUUUAAUGUCCACAAUGGCAAUGAAUGGUCCAAUAUGCCCAAGUCUUCUCCCUAGGCUUGUGGACCCUCUGUGGUUUCAAGUGGACAAACCAUGUGAUGAUGAGAAUGAGCUCUCCAAGCUUGAAGAAGAACACAGAGACUGGCUGCAGAGCAUUGCCGAUAAAGACAAAGAUAUCAUUCCUAUUGGUAAAACAGCAGCAGAGCAUUAUGAUGAUGAGGAUGAUGAAGAGGAUGGUGAUGAGCCUGACAGUGGGUCGGGUACAGAUCCUGAUGAGUUAGAUACAGACAUGUUAGAUGAGCCAGACAGCGCAGAUGACGUGGAGAUGGAAGCCAAUGAUAACCUGGCAAAUGACUCUCCAUCUUGGGAUGUCUAAUGUAGCAAUAUGUGCUGUUCAUCUUGUAUCAAAUUGUUGUUUUUUUUGGUCUAAAUAAAGAUGAACAAAGCAGAAAUAUCGUCUUACAGCUUUGCUGCUGUGACUUUAAGUUUUUAAUUUCAAGACUUAAUUUAUUUUUCACAAUAAUAUAGAAGUCCUCAAUUGGUCAAUGUGAGAAUGUUGAUAAUGGUUAUUCUGUUUAAAAAACAACUGGAAGUAUGUAGAAUACAUUAUAUAAGAAAUCUGCAGACAUUCAUGGUUAAAACAAAGAACUUUUGUAAAAAUCCAGGUCUCUCUUUGUUUUAAAUCGUGCAUAAAGUUCAUUAUUUUUAUGAUGCAAAUCUUCUGCAUAAAUAAAGUAUGAUAAGAUUGUGAAAUGUGCUUGGCAAU